Molecule: messenger RNA, 770 nt
Organism: Pundamilia nyererei
Lineage: Eukaryota; Metazoa; Chordata; Actinopteri; Cichliformes; Cichlidae
Gene: cox14
Product: cytochrome c oxidase assembly factor COX14
Exons: 3
Coding region: 341-517 (58 amino acids)
Source: RefSeq, a predicted model, not a curated record
UUUGUCCCACAAUGCACCUUCACUGUAAAAUGUUCUUCUGAAAUAAACCGUAGCGUCUUGAUUAAGUACUACAGGGGAAAUAUCUAAAAACUCAGAGAUUCACUCUGUGUGCUGCCGCAAACACUCCCCGUAAGUAGGUGGCGCGCUGCUGUUUUGCCAAAUCAAGAGAAAUGUCUCAUUUGAGUGCCCGUACCCGCACCUUACGAAAGCGAGUCCGCUAAAGUAGCAUAGCAGCUGUGCUGACAUUGAGAGUGAUAACGCAGGAUAGCACAGUCUUAUAAUUCCAGCUUGUCCAGUCCAACGGUGGGAAGUAUCAAGUACUUCUCAAUAGAUCCCCAGCAUGGUAACAGGAAAGCGGCUCGCAGACAUCGGCUAUCGGGCAUUUUCUGCCUCGAUGAUGCUGCUGACGGUGUACGGGGGCUACCUGUGUGCAAUGCGAGGGUACCGCUACAUGGAGAGGCAGAAGCAGCUGAAGCUGGCAGCAGAGAACCAGGAUCCUGAAGUCAUCAAAGACUGACAAAAGCUCUGCUUUUUGCACACAUGUGGACAUUUCUCAUUCCUCCUCGUCUUUAUCCAGCAGCGAAUCGUGAUGUUUAUUCUUCAGAGGACACUUGUGUGAUUCCAACAAGGAUUUGUUUAUAAAGCUCCCAGAAAAUUAACCACGAGCAUAUUUCCAUCACUGGCUUCUGUCAAAUUCAUUCUGAGCUGCACUAUUUCAGGAAUAAGAUGUAAUUGUUUGUAUUAUAUGACAUUAAAUGCAUUCAGCUACA